Molecule: messenger RNA, 1143 nt
Organism: Arachis stenosperma
Lineage: Eukaryota; Viridiplantae; Streptophyta; Magnoliopsida; Fabales; Fabaceae
Exons: 14
Coding region: 1-1143 (380 amino acids)
Biological process (GO): glycolytic process; glucose 6-phosphate metabolic process; intracellular glucose homeostasis
Cellular component (GO): cytosol; mitochondrion
Molecular function (GO): mannokinase activity; fructokinase activity; ATP binding
Source: RefSeq, a predicted model, not a curated record
AUGGCGAAGCUUGAAGCAAAACUCGGAAUGAUAGUUGACUCCGUUGGUAACUUCUUCUCUGGCAAAGACCAGCUUCCCUUGUGUGACCCUGCUCUAAAUGCAAGUGGUCUUGACAAAUUUCUUAAAUCAAUAGGAAGAAAUCCCUCAUAUGUUGAUUUGGAGACAAGAUUGCAGCUUCUGGUUACUAUGUGGUUGUUCCAGACUUCUUUUAUGGUUGGAGAAGAUGUCGUGGGAGAACCAACCAAGUCGAUGCAAAAAAUUGGCUUGGAUAUGCGAGUUUUAGCUCUAGUUAAUGAUUCCAUUGGAACACUAGCUGGAGGCAGAUUCUACAAUCAAGAUGUCAUUGCUGCUGUGAUCCUUGGUACAGGGACAAAUGCAGCAUAUGUUAUAAACAUGGAGUGGGAUAAUUUCCGAUCCUCACAUCUUCCUCUAACAGAAUAUGACGUAGCUAUAGAUGCUGAAAGCUUAAACCCUGGAGAGCAGUUGAUUUCUGGUAUGUAUUUGGGGGACAUUGUAAGGAGAGCUUUAUUGAAGAUGGCUGAAGAAGCUGACUUUUUUGGAGAUACAGUUCCCCUCAAGUUGAGAGUUGCUUUCAUACUCAGGUAUAUCAUUGUUAUCUGUGUUUAUGCUGCUUUUGCUCUUCAUUAUUGUACACAAUCAAGGCAUCUAUAUAUUGAUACUGCACGAAGAUUUGAAAGCUCUAGCACAACGGUGACAGCACAAAAUCCUGAGAAAGAUGGAACAUUUGUGACUAAUAGAGAGCGAGCAUAUGGAGAUUCAUCUUUCCGGAAUUGCAAGCUAGCCUCUGAGGAAGCAAUGGCUACAAUAGUUAAAAACUUGCAGGGGAAGCUAUUUUCAAAUUCUGAAUCAAUACAAAAGAGAGCUGAAGCUGCAGUGCUCCUUAAGCAGUUAGAAUAUCCGGCUAAAGAAUGCAGCUUCAAGAAUUGGCUUCAUUUUUUUUUUGGUUUUUUCGCAUUCCAAAAGUGCUUCUCCCAUGCUCCAUCACCUUCUCCCUCUCAGAGUUCCAAAGCUAAUGAUAAAGAUCCUCAUUCAGGUCCAUCUUCCUUGAAGGACAACAAGCUUGCCAAGUUUGCCGCCAUUUCUGAUACCUGUGGUAAUGGAACAAUUAGAAUUGCAAGCUGA